AUGCCAUUUGUCAGUGAGGGGAAGUGCGUGAGCGUGGAGUGGGAUUUCCUACAAGGACUUCUGGCCAAGCCUCCCACCCUGCCAUGUCUUCAGAACUUGCGUAAGGAAAAGUCUCGUAAUGCAGCUCGUUCGCGACGGGGCAAAGAGAACUUUGAGUUCUUCGAGCUCGCCAAAAUGCUGCCAUUGCCGGGGGCUAUCACCAGUCAACUGGACAAGGCCUCUGUCAUCCGGCUCACCAUCAGCUACCUGCACAUGCGCACCUUUGCCAGCCAGGGAGACCCGCCCUGGAGUCCUCUUCUGGAGGGCGACAACUGCAGUAAAGUACGACGGUCAUCUCAUUCUUUGUCCACUGACAUGUUUGAGCAGCACUUAGGAGCACACCUCCUUCAGUCUCUGGACGGCUUUGUAUUUGUGGUCAGCCAGGAGGGACGUUUCCUUUACAUCUCAGAGACUGUUUCCAUCUACCUGGGCCUCUCGCAGGUGGAGCUGACCGGCAGCAGUGUGUUCGACUACAUCCACCCGGCGGACCACGUGGAGAUGGCCGAGCGGCUGGGGAUCAGGCCUCAUCUGCGGGCGGAGGCGGGCUGUCAUACGGGCCCUGAGAGCGCCUCCAGCUCCGCAUCCACCUCCUCUUUAGCAGGCACUCCUGAACCUGCCGCUCCAUCGAGUCCUCACUCACACUCAGCCGAUGACUCGCCCGACCGCGGCUUCUUCAUCCGAAUGAAGUCAACCCUGACCAAAAGGGGCCUGCAUGUAAAAUCAUCAGGAUACAAGGUGAUCCACGUCACCGGCCGUAUCCGCUGUCGGCCAGCUCUGGUCCCGGGCUCGUCACGGUCGGUGAGGCGCCCGAUGGGGCUGGUGGCAUUGGCGCACACCCUCCCCCCCUCCACACUCAACGAAGUGCGCAUGGAGAGUCACAUGUUUGUGUUCCGCGUCAACAUGGACCUGCAGAUCACAAUCUCAGAGUAUAUGGAUCUGACUCCAGCAGAAGUUGUGGGACAUACGUGCUACCACUUUGUGUAUGUGGAAGACCUGGAAAACCUCCGCCAGAGCCACGAGGACUUGCUGAGGAAAGGCCAGGUGGUCACAGGUUACUACAGGUGGCUGCAGAGACGAGGGGGCUACUUGUGGAUUCAGUCCACUGCCACCGUGUCCAUCAAUCACAAAGCUCCCCACGAGCGCAACGUCAUCUGGGUGAACGUGGUUCUCAGUCGGACAGAGUUGCCUGACACGCCCCUUGAUUUGCUGCAGUUACCAGAGAGCGUUCGGGCUGAGCGACUCCGCGUUAGCUCCUCUCCCACUGACAGCUCCCCACAGGCUCGAAGUGCACAACCACCUAAAGGCCCAGCAGCAAAGAGUGAGACAGAACCGAAGAACAGUGCGAAGUUCCCGUCCGCGUCAGUGCAGUCGGAGGAGAGGAGGAAGCGCCUGUUGAGAUCUGAGCCAGAGGGAGCCCCCCCACCGAGCCGGCGCCGCCUGGAGGAGGCUCGGCAUGAGGAGAGCGUGUCCUCUGAUCUGGCCAGUGACAGCGACGGAGAGGACGACGAGGCGGACUGGGACAGCGAUAGGCUGAAGGACGAGGGGAAGGGGGGCAGUAAACACAGAGCCACAGAGAGCGCAGGCCGAGGGGGCAGCUCCGGGGGGCGUGUGCACAACGGCCGGGCCGUCAUCCAGCAGCUCAAGAGUGUGGUGACUCCUGCCCCUCUGCCCGGCAGCCCCAGCAUCAAGACUGAACACGAGGCUCUGAACGCUCGCUGGAACUCCUCCGCACACCCACCUCAGCCCUCACACACCCCCUCCAGCAGCCUAAAUGGAGACAGCCCCGCCACACCUGUCCCAGACUCCUCCUCCAGCAGCGAAGCCCCCCCCAAGAGUUUGUUCACUCCCCCGUCACCCACCCUGUCCCCCCCUAUGUCUGUGUCAUCCCCCCGGGAGGAGAGAGGCUCCAUGGGGCGCAGCAGCGCAGGAGGCCCAGACUUUGACCUGUUGCAGAGACUAGCGGCCGGAGGAGCAGCGGCGGGGAGAGUGCUCUUCCACCCCUUAGCUCUGGGACCGCAGGGUCCACAGAGUCUCUAUGCUCCCAGCACUAUCCGCUAUGCCCCUCCCGAGCUGCCCCCGUCCCACCACCACACCUCUGUGCACGACGGCCUGCAGCUACGCUCUGACCAUCACAAGGGACCACCGCCGUCCUUCUUCCCCCACCUGCAGAGGCUGGCGGGGCUGCCACCUUUCAGCGGCUUCUCCCCCUCCGACAGCCCCUUUCCCUCUGGACUGCCCUUCUGUAUGAACGGACUAAGAGGGGCUGCGGGCUCCGAGGAGGACUGA
This is a messenger RNA of Knipowitschia caucasica, 2325 nucleotides long. The record is from the annotation of a GenBank genome assembly. NCBI's taxonomy places the organism in Eukaryota, Metazoa, Chordata, Actinopteri, Gobiiformes, Gobiidae.